CCACUAACUAGCUCGUGCGUAGUCUCGACCCGACUCGCGUCCUCACAGGUUUAUCUUACUUCAAGGCUAAUGCAAUCAAAUACAUUGAUAGAGGUCAACAUUACACAACGGGCUAGACUUGAAGCUAUUCAGUGUAUUACGUUAUUUAGUAGAAGUAUUUUGAUUGGAGGAGAACCACAAAGAGGAGAGCACUCUGGCGUUGUGAAGUGAACCAAAUAUUUCUUUGGAUUGUUUCAAAUCCGUCUGUUCAAUUAUUCCAAGGAAAUGUCUGUGUUUCGGUGAGGAGAAUUCAUGUUGAGUAUCUUUACAAUAGGCCCUCCAAGAUGAUCACAGAUUAUGUUUUAUUAAAAAGAUGAUGGAUAAUCAUUGCUUGUCUAUCUACUUAGAACAAAAAGAAAUCACCAGUUGGGUCUUUUCCGAGCGCCUCUGAUGUAACUUCUAACAGAAAAAAUACUUGUUGGCGCUGCAACUUUGUUUUUUAAUCCACUAACAGCCUGCAAAAUGCACUCGGACUGAUUGACACUAUAAUCUCUAUUAAUUGAAAGUGAACAAUAAACAAUGGGUUAUCUGUCAGCCUUUCGAGCCAUUGCAGUUCGAUUCAUCUUCACCUGCCACGGAGUCAUCUCAAUAUGGCGGCUGACCCUGGCAACGCACGAGCCCCGCUACUGGUACGUGGGUCUGGUCCUCUGUCUACUCUUUAUUGAAAUGCUUGUGACACUAGGAGCAAAAGCAGGAAAAGAAUGGAAAUGGUUCUGUCCAAGUGUCUUCAUCUACCUAAUGUGUAUAGUUCCCACCAUUUGGUUUCUUGAGCUCUACGAACUAGAGAAGAGAUUGAACAAAGGGAACUCUACAGUAGAGGAACCCAGGAACCAAACCGAAGCACUGUCUGCCAAUUUAGGAGAUAUUAUAGGAUAUGAUCUGGUCAUUGAGAUCCCUAUCAGCCUGACGUCUGACGAGUGGAUACGAACACUGGAGCAGUUGCUGCUGCUGAUACUUAUUCUGGGACGCUGGUUCCUGCCUAAGGGUAAACUGACCCAUGACCAGCUUUCCCAGCUACUGCUCGUCUACAUCGGCACUGCUGCGGACAUUGUCGAGUUCUUUGAAGCUUUCAAAGAGGAAGCGGUCAGAUUCAACAAACUUCUGUGUAUCGUUAUAUUGGGCAUUUGGUCACUGAGCUUAAUCCAGUUCUCUUUGGUACUGACCGCCUCCAGGGUCAGGAGGGACCAUACGGGGCUCGUCCCGUCAAACCACGCGGCUGGCGUUGACGGUUGCUGUGACUCGGAGCUCUACGGGAUCAUGAUCUCCAUCUUCCUGCAAGAUCUUCCCUUCCUGGUGCUUAGGAUGCUGCUUAUCUUCAAGUAUUACGUGGUCAGCUACACCAAUAUGUUCUUCACCUGCAAGAAUACCAUCGUCAUCAUCCUGCUGAUGUAUCGCCUGGUGGUGGUCCACAUCGAGAGGAAGCGGGCAGCCGAAAGCGAAGAGGUGGCCGCAUACAUGCUGCCCCGCUACUGUUCCUCCCCGGCCAUCUUCGAGAACAGCACCAGGCGUAACCCGAAAGGACGCACCAUGGACAGCAUCUCCCUCAGUACCAGCAACACGCUGAGCACCUGCAGCACAAGGGCCAGCAAUAAGUCCUCCAGGACCGUAAGCAAACCUUUUGGUUCUUGCAAUAACAUUUACGACGUUAGGGCUACGGCGUCGACCAAGAAAAAUAACAACUACAACGUCAUGAGAACGAUGGAUGAUUUACACUCGCCAGUUUGACCUGUAACUCUUCAGUAUGUUGACUAGCAAACUUGUGUAGCAAAGUGAAACUUUUUUUCCAAGGACCUGAGCACGAAGCGCAACUCGCGUUUUGUUAGCUGUUUGGCUGCAAACGUUUACUGGGCUAUCCAAUGUCUUCAUAAGUUGAUGUUGAACGCAAGUAACUUGCGAUAACCUUAUCGCUCGUGGUAUAGACAUUGGUUCGUUUGUAUGCAAUUUACCUUGAUGUACUCCCCUAGAAUACUGAGGUACUCCCCUAGAAUACUGAGGUACUCCCCUAGAAUACUGAGGUACUCCCCUAGAAUACUGAGGUACUCCCCUAGAAUACCGAAGUCAGUAAUUCUGUUGGAUUUAAUAUGAAUAAUAUUUUUAUUGUAAUAAAUAUUUUUUAAAGCCAUUUACUUCUGAAAAUACAAAGCGUAAUAAGCAUUGAAAGUGAAGUACAUUCUAUUCAAGUCCCAGACUUACAAACUUAACAUUGGUAAUGUGGACAUAGUUUGGACAUAUGAUUUAUCACAUGUUUAUCACGUCUCACGCGAGGAUGAAGCUAUUUGUCUGGUGAUAGAAUCAAUAUCUACUUUAAUUUCUAUUUAAUACAUCAUCAAAAAAAAAUAAUGCACAUUGACAUAUAAAUAGAGAACUUUGAAAAUAAUAAUCCCCCCCCCCCAGUAAUGGUCACAAUUGAGUUAAUAUAAAGACGACUUAUUUAGUUCGUUCGACUUCCGGUAGAGCAUAGGGCCGCAACAAUACUUCGCCGUCGGACUCUGUUCUUGACUAUUCCCCUCAGUUGGGUCCAUGUUCAUCCUGCCAUCUUUGCUACUCGUUUUAUUGAUCUCCAUAGUUGCUUUGGUCUCCAAGACUUUCUUCCUCUAUAGGUUCCAUUCUAAAUCCCUUGUUCUUCCCAUUGCAUGGUCAAUCCAGCCCAAUUUGUGUCUUUUGUUUUCUUGGUCUAUUUGUGUUGGCUGGGUGGUUUCCCACAGACUGUAGCUCACUGGCGGAUCCAGAACUUUGGAGUGGGGGGGCGAUUUUUUUCCAAACACUAACCCUAACGCCCAGUAAACCCUAACCCUAUGCAUAAUCGUGCGUAAAGCAUAU
Molecule: messenger RNA, 2859 nt
Organism: Biomphalaria glabrata
Lineage: Eukaryota; Metazoa; Mollusca; Gastropoda; Planorbidae
Product: transmembrane protein 26-like
Exons: 6
Coding region: 559-1764 (401 amino acids)
Source: RefSeq, a predicted model, not a curated record